AUGGAUCGCGAACUCCCGCCGCAGAAGCAGCGACAGCAGCGCAGUAGCAGCAGUCACAGAAGCACCUCUACCAGUCAUCCUGCAGGGACUUCUCGGAAUGCAAUGCCAGGUCCUUCACGAGCGUUCCGGAGCUUACAGCAGCGACCUCAUAGUCGUGCGACAGCUCCAGUACCUACUGCGGUAAUGUCCAAGACGCCUUCCAUGCUGAUGCGUGGAGCAGCAGGAGGGGGAGAGGGACCUCCUCCUCCUCCUUUUGGGACCUCCUCAUCGUCGAAAAUGCUUUACGAACCUAACGUCCACUGUUUACGCACUCGGUCGAGUGUUGCCAGACCUUUGGAACGAGACCAUCGCAUACAAGCGGAGAACUCCAGCCCCCGCGAGAUGUCACCUUCUGCAACAUUAGACCGACGCAGUAGUUCAAGAAUUGGCUCGUUGAGUACGCCACGACGACUAUAUAAACCCGCUGCAGUACAGCAGACCAAGAUUUGUCCGCCGUCUUCUUGUGUGAAACUCAUUACUCCCCAGAUGCAGUUUGCAACGAACUUGUCGACGCAAUUAGGAACGUGCUUGGAACUGAUAAACUUUACAGUGGUAGGUGUGCUCGGGUUCGAUGGAGUGGGCAAAUCCACAGUGCUGUCUCUUUUAGCUCGGAACGACAAGAUGCGGGAAAAUCGAUUCAAGACGCGAAGCUCAGAGUCGGUCGUCUCGCAUUGCCAUGAAACCACGGGAGUCGAUCUAGCUGUCUCCAUGGUCGGGGGGUCUGGCCAUCCGACGAUUUUGUUGGAUACGCAGCCUCUACUGAGUAGCUCAAUGCUUGUCGACUUGCUCGAGAGCAAGGAGUCACAUCGAGUUGGCGCGAUGACGCCGGAACAACAAGUAGAAGCUGCAUCGUACCAGAUUGCUGUGUUUCUCUGUGCAAUCUGCCACUACGUGCUGGUUGUUCAUGACGGAUUGGCUUUCCAAGUCUCUGUGUAUGAACUGCUUUGCAAGGUUAAGCAGAAGUUCUCGCAAUGUCGACUGCCGAGUGUAUCCGGCAACAGCCAGAGGCACGCAGCGCAGAUACUUUUCGUAGCUAACAAUGUUGCAGAUUCCGAGUUGCUGUACCGCGAGAGCGAGUUGUUAUCUGCUCAUGAGCGUGCCCUCGAAGCAGCUUGGUCGCAGUCGUUGGUUCGUGUUCCAUACAAGGUGAUGGUGCACAACGAUCCUGCAGACGACGAUAGUGGUUCACUCAAUGUGGCGUCAUUCGUCUUGCCGCAUAGACAGCAGCAGUGUAUGUACCAGGAAUCGUCAGGGACGUCACUUGCAAGUGGACACAAGGAGGAAGUCGAGGACGAGACCAAGUCGAACACAAGUGGUUGUAUUUCCAACGAAUACGCAGACUUUGAUGAUGCAGCGGACGAUUUCCAGCGCUUUGUGCUGAGUUUACCGAGCUCUCCCUCGUUCACGCCGGGUUUGAUUUCAGCGAUGACACCAGGAUCAAAGCCACUACCGCCUCCACGUCCACUCUCGCUGCGCGAAUGGCUGAACAAUGCUUCUCGCGUAUUUGAAGGCGUACGCAAAGCUAGCUGCUUUACAGCCGAAUACAAUGCGUCACGUGACCACCAGUAA
This is a messenger RNA of Peronospora matthiolae, 1608 nucleotides long. The record is from the annotation of a GenBank genome assembly. Lineage: Eukaryota; Oomycota; Peronosporomycetes; Peronosporales; Peronosporaceae.